This is a messenger RNA of Pseudocercospora fijiensis CIRAD86, 713 nucleotides long. RefSeq lists its product as uncharacterized. Bases 6 to 389 code for a protein of 127 amino acids. The record is from RefSeq and is a predicted model, not a curated record. NCBI's taxonomy places the organism in Eukaryota, Fungi, Ascomycota, Dothideomycetes, Mycosphaerellales, Mycosphaerellaceae. The transcript has 3 exons.
GCACAAUGGCGACUACAAAGCUCAUACUCGUAAUCUCUACCCUGUUCUCCCUCGCUACAGCCACUGCUCUUGCCGCUCCGCCAGCGCAAAGCAAUCAUCCAAACCACUGUCUCUGCCUUAGGCCCGGAGAUGGAAUUGAAGACGAGACUGCAACAAAAGCGGUCUGCCCUCAAUUCGGGGGUUCUUACGUGACCCUUCCAGAGUACCGGAACGGAAAAAAGAUCGAUCUAACAUUCGGUGCUUGCGUCGACCUUGGUUGGUCAUAUGGAGACAAGUUCAAGGAGGCAUGUCUCAAGCACUACGGCAAGACCACGAGUGAUGGGCAGGAUGGUGCCCAGUGUUGCCAACCUGUUUCCUCUGGUGAACCUUGCCGGAAUUAUCCUCCGUGAUUUGUUCCUGGCUGUGUAAGGUAUCACGCACAGCGCAGUGGAUGACUUACGUAAUACUGCCUUGCUGGCGGUUCAAAUUGGCUUCGUUAAAUACCUAUGUUCUGUCUAUUCUCUGGUCUAAAAUACAUACAGUGUGAAAAUUCUUCAUAUGCCAAGGAGUCAUGUGACAGUCAUGUGACUGAGCUGACGCGUCACAUAAGGUGGGCCCGGGCCAAAGAUCUUUUAUGUGAAAGUGAGCGACAAAGACCUUGGGCGUGAAGGGUUAGCGGGAAUGGUUCGUAGCAAACAUGGUGUAUAUACUCACUUGAACUACUUUCCUGCCUG